Messenger RNA from Hansenula anomala, 921 nucleotides. It is a transcript of the gene CDC21, whose product is annotated as thymidylate synthase. Gene Ontology annotation, cellular component: mitochondrion; cytosol. Gene Ontology annotation, biological process: dTMP biosynthetic process. NCBI's taxonomy places the organism in Eukaryota, Fungi, Ascomycota, Saccharomycetes, Phaffomycetales, Wickerhamomycetaceae. The transcript has a single exon. Bases 1 to 921 code for a protein of 306 amino acids. The record is from RefSeq and is a predicted model, not a curated record. Gene Ontology annotation, molecular function: thymidylate synthase activity.
AUGACUCAAGAGGACAAGAAACAGAAAGUUUCAACCAACCCAGAAGAAAAGGGAUAUCUAGACCUUUGUGAACGUAUCAUAAAUGAAGGUGAACAUCGUCCAGAUAGAACAGGUACAGGUACUUUAAGUUUAUUUGCACCACCACAACUUAGAUUUAGUUUGAAAGAUGAUACUUUCCCAUUAUUAACAACGAAAAAAGUUUUCACUAAAGGUAUUAUUUUGGAACUAUUAUGGUUUAUUCAAGGUUGUACAGAUGGUAAAAAAUUGAGUGAAAAAGGUGUCAAAAUUUGGGAAGGUAAUGGUAGUCGUGAAUUUCUUGAUAAAUUAGGAUUAACUGAUAGACGUGAAGGUGAUUUAGGUCCAGUUUAUGGAUUCCAAUGGAGACAUUUUGGUGCUGAAUAUAAAGACUGUGAUGCUGAUUACACUGGACAAGGUGUUGAUCAAUUAGCUGAAGUUAUUCACAAGUUGAAAACUAAUCCUUAUGAUCGUCGUAUAAUCAUGUCUGCAUGGAAUCCACCUGAUUUCCCUAAAAUGGCAUUACCACCUUGUCAUGUGUUUUCACAAUUUUAUGUUAAUUUCCCUAAAGAAGGUAAACCACAAUUAUCAUGUUUAUUAUAUCAAAGAAGUUGUGAUAUGGGUCUUGGUGUCCCUUUCAACAUUGCUUCUUAUGCUUUAUUGACUAAAAUGAUUGCAAAAGUUGUUGAUAUGGAUUGUGGUGAAUUCAUACAUACUUUAGGUGAUGCACAUGUUUAUAAAGAUCAUAUUGAUGCAUUAAAAGAACAAAUUACUAGAGAACCUUAUCAAUUUCCUAAAUUAGUCAUCAAGAGAGAUGUUAAAGAUAUUGAUGAUUUUACUUAUGAAGACUUUGAAAUAGUUGACUAUAAAUCACACCCAAAAAUUGCAAUGAAAAUGAGUGUUUGA